This is a messenger RNA of Rhipicephalus sanguineus (brown dog tick), 1643 nucleotides long. RefSeq names its product glutamate receptor ionotropic, kainate 1. The record is from RefSeq and is a predicted model, not a curated record. The coding region runs from base 510 to 1643 and encodes 377 amino acids. The transcript is spliced from 6 exons. NCBI's taxonomy places the organism in Eukaryota, Metazoa, Arthropoda, Arachnida, Ixodida, Ixodidae.
GGGUGGAGGAGAGGUCGAUGCUUGAGGAAGAGGUAUACGGAGUCGCUGCAGAAGCACGGGAAAGCAGCCGCGAUUUUCUAGGGGCGCCACGACGGAGGGAGGGAACAGUGUUUUUUCUGGCGGUCCCGGGGCGAAACUUUUUCGGGGGGGGCUACGCAUGCAACGUACUCGUCGCGUUUUAAUUGAAUUUGGUUCGAUCGCUUGAACCCGGAAGAGCGUGGGGGGCGAGCCGAACUGUGCGAAGAGUGUGUCCUCGUAUUUGUAUAUUUGAGCGCGAGGUAGGUGAAUGGUUUGGCUGCGAGGUAAUCGACGCUGGACGACCAUGAUUGGGUGAUUGGGUUUCCGCUCCUCGAGUCGCCAGGAAGGAGUGCGCGGGCGCACGGGGACGUGUGUGUCAAGGGAGAGAGAGAGAGAGAAGGUUGUGCAGGGAAGUAUCGUGCUAUUCUUUCACUCUCUCCCCCAUACUCCUUUCGCUCUCUUGUGUUCAUCAACCGUGAGUCGCCGGCGUUAUGGAUGCUUCCACGUGGUGCACGACGCGAGGUGGUCUUCUGACCUGGCUUCUGCUCACCUUGGUGUGGACCUGCGGAGCAGCAAGCGGCGGUAAUGACACCACGGUGCUGGUCACCGAAACCGGAACCACGGUUGCGGCGCCCAAAUUCGGCGCCGGAUUGACGACGUUCGACGAUACGUUUCUCUACCUGCAAGAUGAGAACAGCCAGGACUUGAAGGAUAACGUCAUUCAAGUCGGAGGUCUGUUCGAGACCAAGGAGGAUGCCAUCUUGUUCCAAGCAGCCGUAGACGUCAUCAAUGAAGAUUCAAGUAUAAACAUGGAGCCCGACUUGGUUCCGCUUGUCGAGCUGCUGCCGGAAGACGACAGCUACGAAGCGGUCAGGGACACGUGCCGGCUCCUGCUGCGGGGUGUGGGAGCCGUCUUCGGUCCCAUGUCGUCGGUGAGCGGCGAGCACGUGAGUGACGUGUGCAACAGCCUGAACGUGCCGCACCUGGAGACCCGCUGGGACCCGGCUCAGGAGGCGUACGACGACUCUCUGAACCUGUUCCCGGACCCCGCCGUACUGGCCGAAGCGUACGUCGCCCUGAUGAGCCACUGGCAGUGGCGUUCAGUGGCCAUCGUUUACGAGGAGGACGAAGAGGUAGCCGAGAUGAAGGGCCUGCUCGAGGAGCUGCGCGAGGCGGACAUCGACGCCGACCACUACGCGCGCAACUCGACGGACUCGUUCCGCGACGUGCUCAAGCGCGUUCGCGAGGACGGCCACACGCACAUAUUCGUCGCCAUCGAGGAGGAGGACACCGAACCUUUCCUCAUGCAGGCUAUGCAGAUCGAGAUGCUCAACGACGAGUACAGCUACCUUUUUCGCUCCCUGUGUGCAGCUUGCUGGGGCACGGUCAUCGCGGGCAUCUUCGGGCCGUCGUCAGACGUGACCAGCAUGCACGUGCAGUCCAUCUGCGACGCGCUGGACGUGCCGCACAUCGAGAUGCGCUGGGACUUCCAGCUGCAGCGGGACGACCUCUCCAUCAACCUCUUCCCCAAGCCCGCGGUGCUGGCCAAGGCGUACGUAGACCUCAUCAAGACAUGGGGCUGGAACAGGUUCGCCCUCGUCUACGAGGACCACGAAGCGCUCUAG